Molecule: messenger RNA, 532 nt
Organism: Clarias gariepinus (North African catfish)
Lineage: Eukaryota; Metazoa; Chordata; Actinopteri; Siluriformes; Clariidae
Gene: gpx9
Product: glutathione peroxidase 9
Exons: 5
Coding region: 140-532 (130 amino acids)
Biological process (GO): response to oxidative stress
Molecular function (GO): glutathione peroxidase activity
Source: RefSeq, a predicted model, not a curated record
GGUUCACAACUUCACCAUGGUCACGUUGGAAGGGAAACCUAUUUCGCUCAGGGUUUACGAGGGGAAAGUUCUUCUUAUCAUCAAUGUGGCCACUUUCUGAGACUCCACUGUCAAGGAGUACCUCAGGCUGAAUGCACUCAUGGACAGAUUUCAUGGUGAGAACUUCACCAUUCUGGGAUUCUCAUGCAAUCAGUUUGGACUGCAGGCACCAGAGGACAAUCACGAGACUCUGGACGUCCUGCGGUGUGUCAGACCUGGAGGCGGUUUCAUUCCAAAGUUCCCCUUGUUCAGUAAAAUCGAGGUUAAUGGGCUGAGUGAGGCACCUCUGUACACCUUCCUAAAGGAGACACUGCCUUCUGUGAAUCCUGUUAUUGGAGAUAUCAAGAAACUCUGUUGGUCUCCAAUUAAAAUAAGUGACAUCCGGUGGAACUUUGAGAAGUUUCUUAUCACAGUAGAAGGGUUGCCAAGCAAACGCUAUGAUCCUAAUCACCCUUUUGAAGAUGUGGAGAGAGACAUAGCUGCACUCCUGUAA